Messenger RNA from Ogataea angusta, 813 nucleotides. RefSeq lists its product as uncharacterized. The transcript has 2 exons. The coding region runs from base 1 to 813 and encodes 270 amino acids. The record is from RefSeq and is a predicted model, not a curated record. NCBI's taxonomy places the organism in Eukaryota, Fungi, Ascomycota, Pichiomycetes, Pichiales, Pichiaceae.
AUGGAGCCCCUGCAUCUAGCACCAGACUACAAGCCUGAAAAUCACAGUGUACCCUGGCCAGAAGUGGUCCCCCUGAUUGGAGCUCUUAUAAAAGCCGUGGUAGUCGAGAUAUACCAUGCAGAUAUCUCCUAUGUGGCGCGCAAUCCCUUCGACUCUGUUGGUGAACCGAUUGAGAAGUUUGUUGCUCGCUUGAAGUUUAGACUAGAGACAGACUUUCCUAAUUCUCCGCCUUUCACGAUCUACCAUCUCACAGAGACAUUACUUCUCAAAACACCUGGAUUCGAGCCAACGCGAGGCCUGAAGACGCGUCUUCAUGAGUUCAAAACAACAAUUCGUAACACAGUGACCAAUAAAGAGACCGUCAUUGAAGCAGACAACAACUACUAUCAAUCCGGUAACGGGUCGACCGAAACACACGAGAACGAGGUGAGCGCACUGAAAUAUUUGCGCGCUUUGGAGCGUAGCAUAUUUGUGCAAACAUCCAUCGAGGAGAUCAAUCAGCAUCUAGCCGAGUACGGUUCGAGGAACACUACGGACUUGAGGGGCGAAAGGCCACCUGAGGAUUCGAGUUCUAUACAGAUGAGUCGAAUCGGCUGGGUCGAUGAAAUGCGCGCUUUGGCAGCACAAGACGCGACUACGGAGGCAUCUCCAAAACGGUUAGUUUCUGAGCCAGAAGAGGGCAGACAUGUCAAACGGACCAAAAACGAGCGCGAGCAGGAAGACGAGAAAACUAGUGCAGAGAGCGGAAAGCAAAAUGACUCGGAGGAUGGGGAUGGGUCUGACAUCUCGACUGGAGAUAUGAGUGUGGAUUAG